AUGUGCACAAGGCGAUUUUUGUCUGUGCAGUAUUCGGCCAAUGACAACAUCAUCAAGCUCUUCGAAGCUGACGCAAAGGCCCUGGAUGCCGUCAUCCACUUCCUCUACCACCUCGACUAUCCUUCUGAUCCGAGCCUGCUGGCUCCCGAGGACGACAAUCAGGCAGCUGAUCGAAUUAAUGGCGCAAAUGGGGAAAACAAUCACGAUGAUAGCCCGGUGUCGGUCAAGACUGAGGAGCCCGCAUCAUCACUCGAUGACUUCCUUCCCAUCUCUGUCUCAAAAAGUGCAGCAAAGCAACGCAAGAAGCGAGCCCGGAGAAAAUCCAUGACGCGUGGCCCAUCUGAUCCGCCAGGAACGAUAACAGAAGUGAUUGUGCUACCGGACGAUCACGGCGGCGGAGAUCGUGAAGAGGGCGCGUCGCUUGUCCAGGCCCCAGUGAUUGUCAACGGUUCGGGACAUGCAAAUACACCACCUAGGUCGCCCACAACUGACAGCAAAGAGGGAGGCAUAGUUCUCCACGCUAAAGUGUACGGUCUCUCCAAGCAACUCGGCAUCGACUCGUUGCAGGCACUUGCACUGCUCAAGUUCGAGACGGAUGUAGAAGAGCAGUGGUCCUCGGAUGAGUUCAUUGAUGGCGCAAGGGAACUAGCGUCGAUUCUUACAAAGAGCGACAAUGAUGACGGGAAGAUCAGGGAGGUCAUCCUUGAUACUCUUUGCAAGCAUGUUGAGCUCCUCAACAAGGAAGGCAUAGAAAUUGUCAUACGAAGUAUGGAUCUGGGAUACGACAUUGUGAAACAGUUGAAUAAGCGCGGUCUCAUUGCUUCCGCCGGGUAA
Messenger RNA from Diaporthe amygdali, 834 nucleotides. Its product is annotated as btb poz domain-containing protein. The coding region runs from base 1 to 834 and encodes 277 amino acids. The transcript has 2 exons. The record is from RefSeq and is a predicted model, not a curated record. Lineage: Eukaryota; Fungi; Ascomycota; Sordariomycetes; Diaporthales; Diaporthaceae.